UUUUAGUAAUCGACCAUUCAAUGGCUUCAACGCAAUCAAAUAUGUCAGCCAACGUAGUCUCAGGUACAUAUUCCAAGAUCACCCAAUUUCCGCAUUCAGCAUUCCUAGCUAUACACAUUUAUACAUGCGGUGCGUCCAUAUUGAAUCAAGCUCUUCUACUGACUGCAGCGCAUUGCGUCUAUGAACAUACAGACCCAGAAAAAUAUAUUGCGUUUGUGGGACACAAUGUAAGACAAAAAGGUAGAAAAUUCGGAGUUUUAAACUUUCGAAUCCAUGAAAAUUACCAUAGCAAGCAUAUUUGGAACGAUAUAGCUUUAUUGAGGUUGAAGAAGGAUCUAAAAUUUGGAAGGAACGUCGCUAGAGUACUUUUAGUACCGGAUCCACCUUACGAUGAGAGGGCAUCCGUUGCUGGUUGGGGUGUAACAGAGGUUGGUGGUAGCUCUAUCAGCGAUUUCCUCAUGCACGUCCGUCAGAAGGUCUAUAAGCGCAAAGCCUGUGCCCUUAUUGGCUUAAAACGUGUGCCUCGAGGCACCAUCUGUGGAGAGCAUAAACACAAAAAGGGGCACCCAGAGGAAGGCGACUCAGGCAGCGCUUUAGUAGUCCGUGGUUAUAUUCAGAUCGGAAUUGUGUCUUUCAAUAGACCAGACGUGUCUACAACAAACACGGUUUACACGGAUACGGGUUACUUCUACAAAUGGAUUAAAGAAAAUGCGAGAAAAUUGUAUUGCAGUGAAUGGAAUGAAACAUUGUAUCUAUAG
This is a messenger RNA of Cydia strobilella, 758 nucleotides long. Its product is annotated as trypsin epsilon-like. Gene Ontology annotation, molecular function: serine-type endopeptidase activity. Lineage: Eukaryota; Metazoa; Arthropoda; Insecta; Lepidoptera; Tortricidae. The record is from RefSeq and is a predicted model, not a curated record. Bases 21 to 758 code for a protein of 245 amino acids. Gene Ontology annotation, biological process: proteolysis. The transcript has 3 exons.